UCCACAGCUCCAAAGUGAAAAACUAAAUGGCCCCUGGUAGGAGUUCAGCGCAGAUCCAUAGAAGAACACCACAAGUGGAUGAAAACGAGCAGCCUUUAAUCCAGAAAGGAUUUCUCUUCUCUGUGAUAAGAGUCUACUAACCACGUGUAAGGACCACUGGGAGUACAAGAAACAAGUCGAGGACUCUUUCACUCCCUCCCUACAGCCUUCAGGAAGAUGAGAAUGAAAAACUAAAGCUCUGAAUGCAUACCAGGGAAUCGUAAAAACAGACUGUGUGUAUUUGUGUGCGACUGUGUGAGAGGAUCCAGCGACCAUGUGGACAUUCGCUGUGACUGUCCAGUGCCUUAUGGCCACUGCACUGCUAUUGGCUUGCUCCAUCCCGUCAGCAGCAACCACUGAGGAUGAUGUCACACCGCGCAUCAGUUUCUCAUACAAUGCAAAGGAGAGGUCAGCCAAGAGAUUCUCUGUGGACGGGGUCUUCAAUUACACCUCCCUGCUGCUCAGCCAGGAGGACGACAUGCUGUACAUCGGAGCCAGGGAGGCGCUGUUUGCCCUCAGCCUCUCGGACAUCAGCAAGACCAAGCUGCAGAAGAACCUGACAUGGGGCACUCCUGCUGGAAAGAGAGAGGAAUGCAGCUUCAAAGGGAAGAACCUGGAGACUGACUGCUUCAAUUACAUCAAAAUUCUUCUACGCCUGAAUAGCACCCAUCUCUACAUAUGUGGCACCUUUGCUUUCAGUCCUAUCUGCGCCUACAUAAACACGUCAACAUUCACACUGGAGAGAGAUGAAGUGGGCGAGGUUGUGAUGGAAGAUGGGCGCAGUCGCUGCCCCUUUAAUCCAGAGUACAAAUCCACUGCCAUCAUCGUUGAUGGUGAAUUGUACACUGGCACCGUCAGCAACUUCCAAGGGAACGAGCCUGUCAUUUACAAGAGUUUGGGUCAGGGAACUGCACUGAAGACUGAAAACUCUUUAAAAUGGCUGCAAGAUCCCAUCUUCGUCGGGUCGGCUUACAUCGAGGAGAGCCAGCCAGUAGGCAACUCCAUGGGCGACGACGACAAGAUUUACUUCUUCUUCAGUGAGGCGGGCAAAGAAUUUGACUUCUUCGACAACACCAUUGUGUCAAGGAUUGCUCGCGUGUGUAAGGGUGAUCAGGGAGGCGAGCGGGUGCUGCAGAAGAAAUGGACCACAUUCCUGAAGGCCCAGCUCCUGUGUUCCCUCCCUGAUGACGGCUUCCCCUUCAACAUCAUCCAGGACAUGUUUGUCCUGAAGCCUGUGGGAGACAGCUGGGAGAGCACUGUGUUCUACGGCGUCUUCACCUCACAGUGGUAUAAAGGGGCGUCGGGCAGCUCAGCGGUGUGCGCCUUCACCAUGGCCCAGGUGGAGAGAGCCUUCAGUGGGCGCUACCGAGAGGUGAACAGGGAGACCCAGCAGUGGUACACCUACAACCACCCAGUGCCAGAACCACGGCCUGGAGCAUGCGUGACGAACCAUGCCAGGCAAAUGGGUAUCCAGUCUUCCUUGCACAUGCCCGAUAAAGUGCUCAACUUUGUCAAGGACCAUUUCCUGAUGGACAGUGUGAUCCGCAGCUCGCCCCUGCUGCUGAAGCGCAGCGUGCGCUACACACAGAUCGCCGUGCACAAGAUCCAGGGCAUGGAAAGAGCUUAUGACGUGCUCUUCAUUGGAACUGAUGAUGGAAAGCUUCAUAAGGCCAUCAAUGCCAACGAUAAGAUGCACAUCAUAGAGGAGCUGGUUCUGUUUCCCGAGCCUCAGCCGGUGCAGCACAUCGAACUGGAUCCUCAGAGGGGUCUGCUGUUCAUUUCAUCUGACUCUGGCCUGGUGGAGGUUCCUGUGGCCAACUGCUCCAACUACCUGAGCUGCGGAGAGUGCGUCUUAUCCAGAGACCCUUACUGCGCCUGGACCGGGCGGCUCUGUCGUGACGUUAGGAUGGCUCCACCUGACAGCCGCUGGCAGCAGGACGUGGAGGAGGCCGAUACCGCAGCCAUUUGCAACAAGACGUCUCCCAACGCCAGAUCGGCCAGACCGGCGGCUUCCCGUGGCUUCUCCUGUCAGCUAAUCACAAUCCCAGCCAACACAUUCAAAGUCCUGCCCUGCAAGCUGCGCUCCAACCUGGCACAGAGGGGGUGGCGUUACAGUGACAGUGCCAGCCAGUUCGUCUACGCCACUCCAGAGGGAAACCUGGUCGUGGUGGCUCAGCCCGACAGCCUGGAGACCUACGAGUGCUGGUCCGAGGAGGAGGGUUUCCACCAGCUGUUGGCCAACUACUGUGUGAGGGCGGAGCCACGGCAGGAGAGCACCACUAUGACUGUCCACUCUCGCACGCCACACGUCAAGCAUGAGGAGAUCAUCAGCGAGUCUCGCUCUAAGCAAGUCCACACAAAGACGUACUGGAACGAACUGAUCGUCGUGUGCGCCCUGUUGGCGUUCUCCCUCGUGGUGUUCUCCCUGUUUGUCAUCUACAGGAACCGCGAUCAUAUGAAGUCUAUGCUGAAGCAAGGCGAGUGUCCCAACAUGCAGCAGAAGAAGCCGAGGAUAGUGGGGAAGCCCGCUGAGAGUUUGCCCCUCAACGGCAACACCAUCCCCGUCUCCACUUCAGAUCACAAGGGCUACCAGACGCUAAAUGACAACUACAUCUGCAGCACGCCCACACACGAGUCUUCGCCAGACAACAGCAAGAGCUUCUCCGAGGCCUCUGACCGACGGCCGCUCAACGUGAAGGAGAGCCACGUGGAAUACUCCCCCACCUGCCCGCGGCCCCGAGUGAGGCUCGGCUCGGAGAUCAAAGACUCUAUCGUAUGAGGGCGCAGCACGCGCUUAAAAGAUGCCACCCUGUGUCUCUGUGAAGGAUACAGGCCACUGAGCGAAGGAGAGGAGAUGCCGACAUCCUCCCAUAUCACGGCACAUGUUUUAUUUUAGUCAUCUUUGUUCUGUGAUCAUGUGCGGAGGUCAUUUCAUUUAGUCAUUUCCACUCCAAAGCCAGAGAGAAUGGUCCCGCUUCGCUGCUGGAGGCUGGUAUAGAGGAAGCAGUGCCACAGUCCAGUUUCAUCCUGGAUCACAAAACAUGGCAGCUGCUAAGAAAAGUGAUAAUUACAUAGUCUUUUGUUUUAGUCAUUUUUUUUUUGUAUCAGUGCCAUGGCCACUAACGGCACAUGUGAGCGUAGGGCUGGACGAUGAAGAAGAACAUUAUCAAUAUUUACCACUAUAUCUUUAGAUAUGCAAGAUCCAACAAUAAAAUGUCCAUCACAUGCUAUGAUCAUAUAAAUAUUGACAUGUUGUCCAGCUCUAUUUCAACUCUGCACAUGACUGCCAUACACACUUAAAUUAUGCACACGAGACCCAUACCACAGCUACAUGGAGGCCAAGAAUUCAGGUUCAGGUUUGGGAGAAUGUAACGCGUAUAUAUCAUGAUCCCUCAAUUAUGAAAGCAAGUCAAAGCACAUUUGUUUCCUUUCACUGAAUCAAUGCGAUGACUUUUAGAGUUAAAGGUGAUGACGGAUGAGGAAAAAGAUUUGUCUUAAAUCUGCACUGGGAACAACUUUUUAAAAGGUUACUCAAAGAAUGUGGUCGGAGAUUGUGUUUCCAGGGCCUAAAUACUGGUAUUUACCUCCUGAAUGUAUGUUAAUGUAAUGUAUGUUGAGGGGUCAGUCUCGUUUAUACAAAACUGCUCCAUGGACUAUUUAGGGAAACUGCUUCCCGUCUACAGCUCAUCUGAGACAGCGCUGUUCUUCAGUGUUUCCCUGAAGGAGGCGCGGCGAUCCUGUUUUUUUUAAGGAGGAACAUGGAAAAUAUACUUGACAUGACAAACAAAAAGAGCCAAGAAGAAAAAAAAAAAAUCUCGUGUCACGUUCAGGGCAGCACCACAGUCAUCGUGUGCACUGUGCCAAAUAACAAACACAACUUCAUUGUCUUAUCUAAAUGCAAUAGUGCCAUUCUGUCAUGACCACUCCCAUCUCAUGCAUCGUGUUGAGCGUCGAUCACUGUCAUGUGUUUCACAAAGCUAAUGUGACACUGAUGGAGAAUUUUCAAGACUGUUAGCUCAUAGCAAGAGGUUUCUGAACUGUGGUGGGGAGGGAAAAAAAAAACAACCCCUCUCAAUUGACUGUCAUUAAAGAUCACGACAGAAUACGGUGGGACGUUCACCUGCUGCGGAGAAGAAUGAGACAUACGAGUGCAACUCAGACUAGAUGGAGGUAGAUAAGCACCAACACUAAAAGCCUUUUGGUGACGUGCCAGUCAACCCACCUGAAACCGCUGUGGAGAACAGAUGAUAUCAGUGGAGUUUGGUUCAGUCCAGCUGUGCUGUGUAAUGAUGCAGAUGUGUACACACUCAGUACAACCUUCAGCUCAGCAGGUUACAUUUCUCACACACACAUACACACACACACACACACGGCUCCAUCGACUCUAGUCCAGUGUCAAUACGUUGGUAUAAUAAAAGCACAAGUAAUCAGGGUGUUGUAUACUUCCAGGUUUGCACAUUUCAGUACAAAUCGGAGCAUAUCCCCGAGCAAUGGAACUACUGAGAGGACAGACAGAGUGCUUUUUAGAAAUCAAUAAUCACAGGGACCAGUGCAGCCAUCGUGAACACACUUGCGCCCACAUUACGACUUUUGAGACUUACCAAGCAGAACUUUCCAAAGAUGUACGAAGCUGAUAGUGUUGUGAAAAUCCAAAUGAAAAACGAUCAAAUGGCCGUACGGUCAAUAUGUGUCUUAGAAUACGUCACUGUAUGGAUCAAGUAAACCUUCAGUAUGCUGAAUAUCCCAGUAUCACACACAAAUCCCACGUUUCCAACACUGAGCGGAUGUCCAAAUGCUAUGUCACUGCUCCAAGUGCUGCAAGUAGACGGAGUAAUUGCACAGUGUACUGUGCGACCAUGGUCAGUGUUUCCUCUAUUUUUUAAGUUGUUUUUUUUGUUGUUGUGUGUAUAUAAAAGUAUUUGUGCGUAAUAUUGUGUGUUUUUAAGGGACUUGUGCAAGAUGUGUUGUAGAGAUAGUCUUGAAACUAGAGAGUGAACACUGCUGAUACCUUUUCUCACAAUGCUUUCCUGCCUACUUGUACAUUUCAACUCAAACUCUCACCUCGCUCUCUGUUCAGAACCUGGACUGGUUUUUAUCAAGCGCAUCAAAGCAGACGUCUGUAUGUUCACACUGAAUUUACUGAAUAGUUUGAUACAGGACAAUGUCAGACAAAGCAAAGAUGAUAAAAGUACAGCAUUUUCACACGCACUGAUUGGGAGAUUAGGUGAGUAGGUGUUUUAGUGUUGGUAUCAAAGGCAUUUUACACUGAAUUAAAGUGAAGUCGUUGGCAUGAAAAAAUGGGCUCAAUCACUAUAUUGUCGGGAGCUAAAUGAAGAUUGACACCACUACCAUGCUAGCAUUUAGCUUAGCUUAGCACAAAGAGUAGAAACGUUAAGAAACUAUUGGCCUGACUGAAGGUUUAACAACAUUUGCACUCUGCCUCCCCAGAGUCUUGAGUCUAUUUACUGCUGUUUUGAAUCUUCAUGUAGGCUUCAACUGCAUGCUUACUUUACGUCAGGGUCUCUCAAUCCUGGUCCAAGGGGGGACCCGCUGCCCUCCAUGUUUUAGAGGUUUCCCUGCUCCAACACACCUGAUACAAAUAAAUGGGUCGUUAGCAGGCUUUCAUUUGUGUCAGGUGUGUUGGAGCAGGGAAACCUCUGAAACGUGCAGGGCAGUGCGUCCCCCCUUGGACCAGGAUUGAGGAACCCUGCUUUACAUGAAUGGUACUAAUCUUCUCAAAAUGAUAAACCUGUUCCUUUUAUUUCCGUCUGUGUACUUGUCAGUGAGGACUGGUCAAAUUAAUCAGAGUAUGACAAACGGAAGAAAAGUCUAAGUGAAAAGUCUCUAGAAGCUGAAUUCUCCUACUUUGAUGUGCUUGAUGGGGAACCUCACGACUUGGAAAUGAAAUGCCUUUUAGCUCCGCCUUUAGCCAUGUGCUAUACUGUACACUAUAUCCAGCAGUGACCUCACCAACGGGAAUGUGCUGAAUGGCGUGAUUGUAUUCCUCCGUGCGCUCACUCAACUCCACAACGCCAAACACGGGUCAACUUUAGAUGAACAGUUUCACCCACGCCGCCAUCAGAUUUACCAGGGAGCUUGUACAAGUCUGUCCUUGCUUGUGUCAAAAGUGAUGCUAUGCACAUAAGAAAACAUUUAGUAACAGUUCAGUGUUUAACGAUGAUAUUACUUUUUGAUCUAUAGUAUUGCUCAAUUUAUCGAUGCCAUCUGACCUUAAUAGUCAAUAACGCCUGAAGGGUAAAUACCGUGUCAUGAAAGUUGUGCAUAUUUAUUACUGAAUUGCUUUUUGUGGAAAGGC
Messenger RNA from Solea senegalensis (Senegalese sole), 6355 nucleotides. Its product is annotated as semaphorin-4B-like. The transcript has 14 exons. Gene Ontology annotation, biological process: semaphorin-plexin signaling pathway; negative regulation of axon extension involved in axon guidance; neural crest cell migration. Gene Ontology annotation, molecular function: chemorepellent activity; semaphorin receptor binding. The record is from RefSeq and is a predicted model, not a curated record. Lineage: Eukaryota; Metazoa; Chordata; Actinopteri; Pleuronectiformes; Soleidae. The coding region runs from base 314 to 2818 and encodes 834 amino acids.